GGUCUCACCCUGGGUGGCAAACCUAUACUUGGACAUAAGUCACCUUUUUCUUCCUGUUUUAUCUGUUUUGCCGCUCUCCAAUUUGAUCUAGAGCUUUCACCUUUAAGGGUGAGUUCCAUUCGAAUUUUCUUCUCCUAGUGCUUGGUUUAUUGGCAAAUUUUGCAUAUGUAUUAGCUUUGCUCAACCGUAUGAAGAAAAAUCGUAUCAGUUUUGGUCGCUGGUGCACCAAGGUUAUUUGAUAAUAUGCCUAAAUCAACUGACCGUGCGGCAGUUGACUAUGCCAUCUAAAACUGAAACGUUUUUACACGGUUCUAGAGGAAAGGAAUUGCAGACACUAUAAACUUGAAGGAGAAACUUAAAUACAGAAGGUUAAAGUAAAGAAAAAAGGUGUUGCCUAGUGGUCAAUGAAGAGGAAGGAGAACAUAUGUCUCGAGUUCAAAUUCUAGGGAAGGCAAAACAUAUUAGGUAAUUUGUUCCCAUCUGUUUAAGCCUUGAUGGAUGAAAUGAUACAGUAUUGUUGGGAGGUAAUAGGUAUCAGGUGGAAUAGUCGAGGCGUGCCUAAGUUGGCUCGGACAUCACGGAGGCAAAAAACACUAGGCGAUUUCUUUUUAUCGGCCUAAGCCUUGGUCGGCAUAGGUACCCGGUACUUGUGCUGGUGGGAGAUAGAAGAUGAACGUUGUAGGUUGAAGUUAAAAAGAUUUCAUUUGAGACAUAAUUUGCUGGUCAGACUCUAUUUGUUGAUGGCAGCAAUUAGGUUUUCAACUUUGGCAAGAAACCUCAGUUCCUCUUUAAGAGUAGCUAAUCAGAUUGAUGUCAGACCUUCAUUCGCUUGUGUAAAUAGUAACCACUACGCUAGAGAACCCACUUAUUCCAAAAGUUAUGCUGCCCCCAAAUGUUUCGAUAUGAGGGGUAUACACUCUGCUUGUGGGCCCAGUCAGGUUACUCCAUAUAGUAGGGGGCUAUUUGAUAAUAAAAGUUUGAGGGGAAGUAUCUCAAUUGUUCGGACUAGCCCCGUAUGGAAUAGUCGAUGGUAUUCAUCAUCUGUUAAUAGUAAAGGAGAUAUUCUUAAGGGUUCAGAGGUUUCAGCUGGUGCAACUGGGUCUGAUAUGGAUACAAGUGGUGUUGGUGGAAGUGAAUGGAUCGGUAAGGUUAAGGAAGCUUGGCAAACAACCAUAGAUGCUGUGACUUAUACCGGGGAAAAGGCGAAAGAGGCAUCUUCUGAAAUGACUCCUUAUGUUGAACAAGUGCUUGAUGCACACCCUUAUUUGAGAGAUGUAAUUGUUCCAGUUGGUGGCACUUUAAUUGGUACCUUGAUGGCUUGGAUCGUGAUGCCAAGGCUUUUGAGGAGAUUUCACAAGUACUCAAUGCAAGGCCCAGCUGCUUUGCUGCCUGGAAGCUCAAUAUGGGGGCAGGUUCCUUAUGAGAAAAGUAUUUGGGGUGCUAUGGAGGACCCCGUUCGAUAUUUGAUCACCUUCAUGGCAUUUUCACAGAUCGCGGUGAUGGUGGCACCAAGCACUGUUGCAUCGCAAUACCUUCUUCAGACUUGGAGAGGUGCUGCUAUUCUUUCAUUUGUCUGGUUUCUACAGCGAUGGAAAACAAAUGUGAUAAGUAGAGCUUUGGUUGUCAAGAGCCUUGAAAAAGGUGACCGUGAUCGGUUGUUAACUUUGGACCGAAUCUCUUCCGUUGGCCUCUUCAUCCUUGGGCUAAUGACUUUAGCUGAAGUUUGUGGAGUAGCCGUACAAUCUAUUCUGACUGUUGGUGGAAUUGGAGGGGUGGCUACUGCUUUUGCUGCUAGAGACAUCCUUGGUAAUGUUCUCAGUGGACUCUCCGUACAGCUAUCACAACCUUUUUCAGUUGGCGACACGAUAAAAGCUGGAUCAGUGGAAGGUCAAGUGGUUGAAAUGGGGCUCACCACCACAUCAUUGUUGACUGCAGAAAAGUUUCCCGUUAUUGUCCCAAAUUCACUAUUUUCCAGCCAGGUGAUUGUGAAUAAAUCACGUGCUCAAUGGCGUGCUUUGGUCACUACAGUUCCUUUCCAAAUUGAAGAAUUCGAUAAGAUUCUCCAGAUUUCAGAUGAUGUAAAAAACAUGCUCAGAUCUAAUCCAAGUGUUUUCUUGGAAAAAGAGGCACCAUACUGCUACUUGUCUAAAAUAGAAAAAACAUAUGCAGAGCUGACUCUUGGGUGCAACUUAAGAUAUGCGAGCAAGGACAAAUUGUUUUCAACACAGCAGGAUAUUCUUCUGCAAGCAGCCCGAAUAAUUAAGCAACAUGGGGGCAAACUGGCUGAUCCAUGGACUCAGUGAUUCGCUAGAUAGAAGAUGUCUUGCCUUUGAGGGACCUGGAGGAAGGAUGGGGUUCGGUGGUUCGGUCGUGGAGGUGGAGAUUUGGUGCUAGUUCCAGUGGGAGUUUUGCUUGAAAUUGUUGAUUUUAUCAUAGGAUUUUAGUAUUUUACUGUUGAGCUAUUGUUAUGGCAGUACCUGAAUAUGGUAAAUACUACUAUUGGCUAUGUUCUGUUGUAGGAUUUCGCUGUUGAACUUUGUCCGCAAUCACGAGCUUGAUGACGGCUUUUUAAGCUGAGAAAAAGUGUGGGCUUUCGUGUGGUAAAUGGAUGGCUGUCGCAUGUAAACUGAAGCCAUUUAACAAUUAAGACUUUUCAGAGCUAUCGCCUCCCCCUGAGCCGUAGCGAAAGCGAGUCUUCAUAGGAAAAUUGUCAAUGCUUAUGGACCCAAACUUGGGUGAUCCAUCCAUGACGAGGAUGAAGUUGGUGAUAAUAUGUAGAUAAGAUCUUAAGGUAAUUCAAAUAUUGUGCAUUUACCCUUUUGAAUUUUUGAAAUUGGAUUAUGCUUUAUUGACUUAUUUCAUA
This is a messenger RNA of Nicotiana tabacum (common tobacco), 2863 nucleotides long. Its product is annotated as mechanosensitive ion channel protein 1, mitochondrial. Lineage: Eukaryota; Viridiplantae; Streptophyta; Magnoliopsida; Solanales; Solanaceae. Gene Ontology annotation, cellular component: membrane. The record is from RefSeq and is a predicted model, not a curated record. Gene Ontology annotation, biological process: transmembrane transport.